AUGGAGCUCCUUUACAAAUGGGUUAGCCCUGGCAUCCUCAUUGACAUUGAGGACAUCGAUGAUCCUGUUGAUGCCUAUAAGCACAUUAAGACACAAUAUGCUGUCACCAGUCACCGUUCUCGUGAACAAACACUUGAAAAAAUCAGUGCCCUAUCUCUUACUACAAGUGACAAUAUGGCCGACUACCUCAAUCAGCACAGACAGCACCGAGCCGAUCUCAAGAAACUCGAGUACUCGUACUCUGAUAACCAAUGGUAUCAAACAUUCUCCUUGGACUCCCAUCAUCCUAUCGAACCUUCAAGAAACAAUACGACUGGAUCCGUGCGAAGAACCCAGACGAAGAACACGAUCUCUCCUUUCUCUUCGACCGUCUCUUUAUUGAAGAAGAAGAUCAAGAAAACCAGAAGAAGGAACGCAAAGCCAAUCAAAAGGACACCGAGUCUAAAGAGAAAGGCAAAGGCCACAAAUCUCAAGAUGAUCGCAGCAACCUGA
Molecule: messenger RNA, 492 nt
Organism: Pseudogymnoascus destructans
Lineage: Eukaryota; Fungi; Ascomycota; Leotiomycetes; Thelebolales; Thelebolaceae
Exons: 1
Coding region: 1-492 (163 amino acids)
Source: RefSeq, a predicted model, not a curated record